Apis florea (little honeybee) is the source of this 1473-nucleotide messenger RNA. RefSeq lists its product as uncharacterized. Lineage: Eukaryota; Metazoa; Arthropoda; Insecta; Hymenoptera; Apidae. The record is from RefSeq and is a predicted model, not a curated record.
GUUUAUUAAUAUUCAUAUUCACUUGUAUGCUGACAUGCGUGAGUCAGUGCGCUACAUUGACGUUAUAUCUAAGUCAAGGCAAAAUUCAUCAUCAAGAAGAUCAUCAAUAACUUUUUGAACGAACAUAAUACAAAAUUAGAACAAAUAAUUGAAAGCAAAUAAUCUACAAAAUAAUUGAACAAUUUAAAAUACAUUAUAACAAUGUUUUGUAAUGGUCAAUAUUUGGAAAUUAUUAAGGCUUCAAAUAAUUGUUUAGUUACGGUUGUCGUUACUGUUCAAGAAAAGAUAAUAAAAAUUAAAGAAAAAAAAGUUUCUACUAAUAAAUGGCUUAAUCUUGAAGAUUGGAUAGCAUUAUAUAAAAUUUUGGAGAAAGCAAUUUUACGCAAUUUUCAAACAGAAGAAUCACUUCAAAAUUUUAAAAAAUGCAAAUGGAAAAAAUCUACAAGACAACUGGAAGUCACAUACACAUUUGAACCAUCAGAAGGUGUAAAAGAUAUUAUGUCAUUUCCUACAAUUAGAGUAAAUGUAUCUCCUGCAAAAAGAAAAUUGACAAAAUCAGAAUUGCCCAAAGUAAUAACAAAAAAAAAAGAAAUUUGGAAUCAAAUAACAGAAAAUAUAGUUAGAAAAAAUUCCAAUUAUAUUCAUGAAAAAGAUAAUUAUAAUUUAUCAAAAGAACCAGAAAAUAAUGAUUUAGUGAUGAAGGUAUCUAUUGAUGCAAAAAAUGAUAAAAUAAAGAGAUGUUUUCCAAUUGAAAGUAUUAAAAAUGAUAUAUUGGAAGAAUAUGUGCCAAAUGCACCUAUGUCAAAAAAAUUAUGUGCAAAUUUGAAUUAUAUACAAAGCAAUAAAAAUACAUUAAAGCAAAUUCAAAUACUUUCAAAUGAAUAUUCUCCUAUGGUAUCACAAAGUAAAAAAAUAAUGGAAGAAGUACAAUAUAUUCCGAAUUCUAUAAAUUCAUUAGAUAAAUCGUAUGAUACAUAUGAGCCUAGUGCUACAAGUGUUUUGUAUCAUCCUGAAGAAUAUAUUCCAAAUUCAAAAGGUGUAAAAGCAUUCAUUGAAGAAUAUCAUCCAGAUUUCACUAAUAAAACAAUGAAAUUUGAUAAUAGUUAUGUGCCAUCACGUGUUCAAAUAACUAACAAAAACUCCAAAAAAUUAUUUGAAAGACACAAAAAAUUACAAUCAGAAAAACAUAUAUUAAAACAAAAAGAAAUAUUAAAUCUUAAUGAAUUGACAUGACAUCGUGAUUUUUUUAUAUCGGAUUAAUAUCAUUUCUAACAUAAUAGCAGUAUAAGCAGUUUAUAAUAUUCUGGCCUAACUCAUAUAUAUAUAUAUGUAUAUAUACUCAUAUGUAUGCAUAAAGCGUUACAUCCGAAGAUUAAAGAAAAAUAUGAAUGAAAAAAAAUAUAUUUAUUUAUUAAAAAUAUUUUAAUAAAUAAUAAAAGUAAAUGUGGACUAAAAUAUAUAAAGAUCAGAAUA